Messenger RNA from Knipowitschia caucasica, 942 nucleotides. NCBI's taxonomy places the organism in Eukaryota, Metazoa, Chordata, Actinopteri, Gobiiformes, Gobiidae. The record is from the annotation of a GenBank genome assembly.
AUGUCCGAACAACGCUCCAGCUUCCUCCACAUCGGAGACAUCGUGUCUCUGUACGCGGAAGGAGCGGUGCACGGCUUCAUCAGCACUCUGGGCGCGUGUACCUCCUCACUGCCAGUGCAUGUACCUCCUCCUCACUGCCAGUGCGUGUACCUCCUCACUGCCAUGCAUGUACCUCCUCCUCACUGCCAGCGCGUGUACCUCCUCACUGCCAGUGCAUGUACCUCCUCCUCACUGCCAGUGCAUGUACCUCCUCCUCACUGCCAGCGCGUGUACCUCCUCACUGCCAGUGCAUGUACCUCCUCCUCACUGCCAGUGCAUGUACCUCCUCCUCACUGCCAGUGCGUGUACCUCCUCACUGCCAGUGCAUGUACCUCCUCCUCACUGCCAGUGCAUGUACCUCCUCCUCACUGCCAGCGCGUGUACCUCCUCACUGCCAGUGCAUGUACCUCCUCCUCACUGCCAGUGCAUGUACCUCCUCCUCACUGCCAGUGCGUGUACCUCCUCACUGCCAGUGCAUGUACCUCCUCCUCACUGCCAGCGCGUGUACCUCCUCACUGCCAGCGCGUGUACCUCCUCACUGCCAGUGCAUGUACCUCCUCCUCACUGCCAGCGCGUGUACCUCCUCCUCACUGCCAGUGCAUGUUACUCCUCCUCACUGCCAGCGCGUGUACCUCCUCACUGCCAGUGCAUGUACCUCCUCCUCACUGCCAGUGCGUGUACAGUACCUCCUCCUCACUGCCAGCGCGUGUACCUCCUCACUGCCAGUGCAUGUACCUCCUCCUCACUGCCAGUGCGUGUACCUCCUCCUCACUGCCAGUGCUUGUACCUCCUCACUGCCAGCGCGUGUACCUCCUCACUGCCAGCGCGUGUACCUCCUCCUCACUGCCAGUGCAUGUACCUCCUCCUCACUGCCAGCGCGUGUACCUCCUCAAAGCACUGUGA